AUGCCUGCCCUUAUCCGUCACUGGAAGAAUAUAUUGUACCUCCAUAGUCAUUUUGAACAACAAAUCACAGAGUUAGCUGCCCGUUCCUCUGUUCCUGAUCCUGUAAGGCAUAACAGUAAUUUGACAGCUGAUUUCGUUUCAUAUAAGGACAAUACCUCUUCGAAUCUACGAGAUAUAGUGAAGUUCCAAACCGAGGAAUCAACGGGCCUCUCAGAAUCGGCAAAAUUGGUUCCCUCAAGUUCAGGUAAAAGGGUAGAUCAAGUGCGCCCGAGGAGGCGAAGAUCGGGUUUCGAGCCUACAAUCAAAAGCAUUGAGGAGGCCGACGAAGAGGCAGAGGACGAGUUGGAGUUGAAGGGCUCGCAAGAGGAGAUCAAAUGGGAGAAGAGCAAAAAUAAGGGUGAGGAAAACGGGAAGGAAGGGGCUGAGGACAAGCAUGUGCACACUAACGCGUUAGAAGAAUGUAAACGAGGGGAAAAGGAAAGUGUCAAGGUAGCAUGGAAUGAUGAAGGUGGAGAUCAGGCCGUGGUGCUGACGACAAUCCCGAUUCAGCCUAAUGCGUUUGAGCCCGCAAAUGUCGGACCGGCAUGGAACAAUCAUCGCCGCCACCGCUUUCGACGACGUUUGCGAAGACUGUGGUUACGGUUCGUAACUUGUGGAACUAAUGACCUGGACGAAUAUAGCCUAUAA
This is a messenger RNA of Dibothriocephalus latus, 687 nucleotides long. Lineage: Eukaryota; Metazoa; Platyhelminthes; Cestoda; Diphyllobothriidea; Diphyllobothriidae. The record is from the annotation of a GenBank genome assembly.